AUGAUGGACUGGCCAGGUGAAGAAUGAGAUGUAUAUGAUGCACUCUUACUCUUAGAGUUAGAAAAAUUAUAUUUCAGUUAGAUUGAAGUAUGUCGCGUUUGGCUGACUACUUUGUAAUAGUUGGUUUCGAUCACGAUAAAGCACGAAAUGGUAUUAGCAUUGGAAAAAUUUUGCAACGGUUUCCAGAAAAAGAUUGGGAAGAUACCCCAUUUAUAGAUGGGAUAGAACUGUUCUGUCAGCCACAAGGAUGGAGUCUCUCAACUGCUCACAAACAACCCACUUUUUUUGUGUCUGUUUUGACCGACAUCGAUGCCAACCGUCAUUACUGUGCAUGUCUUUCCUUCAACGAACCAGUGGCCAUAACUCCCAGCAAACCACCAGACGAAGAAGGCGAAGAAGAAAGUUUAGAUACUUCAAGUGUUCAACAUCAUUCCAUCAUGUAUGCUCCAAAGUGUUUGGUUCUUGUCUCCAGCUUAGAUUAUUUUGCUACUUUCAGGAACUGUCUGGGAAUCAUCUACAGUGUGUACAUAGAAAAUAUGCCAGUACAAAUAGAGACUCUUAUAGGAAACAUUUUAGGUUGCAUUCAAGUCCCUCCUCCAGGUGGGCCUCAGGUAAGAUUUUCAAUAGGAGCAGGUGACAGACAAGCAUUGCAGCCUCCUCUUAGUACCACCCUUCCUGUUUCACACAGUACUGUCUAUCAGCUUUUUGAAGACCUAGGUAUCCACAAUGUCGUUACACUUUUUGCUGCUACAAUGACUGAACACAAAAUCCUUUUUGAGUCCAGAAGUUAUACAAGAUUAACUGAAGCCUGCCAUGCCCUGACUUCACUUAUGUAUCCAUUUAAAUACAGUCACGUAUAUAUCCCACUUCUACCGGCCGCUUUAGUUGAAGUUCUUAGCACACCAACACCUUUCACUAUGGGUGUUCAUUCAUCUCUUAAGGCAGAAGUUGUGGACUUGUUAGAUGUAAUAGUUGUGGACCUAGACGGUGGUUCAAUUACUUUGCCUGAAUGUAUUUCAGUUCCAACAUUACCAGAACCUCUUAAUUCUCAACUGUAUACACAGCUAUGUAUGGUUAUGCGACCAGAAUUGCUAACAGCAGAUGAUGCUUUUCCUCCCCAACAACAGAAAGUUUCACCACCAAAUGUACUGGAUAAAGAAAUUCGUGCAAUUUUCCUCAGAAUGUUUACACAGCUCUUGCAAGGCUAUCGCUCUUGUCUCACAAUAACGAGGAUCCAUCCAAAGCCAAUUAUUGCAUUUCACAAGGCGGCAUUUUUAGGACAGAGAAAUUUUCUGGAUAAUGACUUUGUGACAAAAGUGUUAGACUGUAUGUUCUUCAAUACUUUUGUUUCUGAACGAGGCCCUCCAUACCGUGUUUGUGAUAUUUUUGAUGAGUUAUAUGCAGGUAUGCAGGAUGUGCUUAAAUCAGAAGCCAAGAACUCAGACUUAGUAAUUACACAUAUUCAAGAUGUUGCUCAACAGCUUUUACAAAAUGAAAAUCCCAAUCCUCAGCCAUAUGUUCAAAAAAUUCCAAAACCAACAGAGGGGGCUUUCCGAAGGAUUCAUCAACCGACAUUUCCUUUGUUAGAUCAUAAAAUUGUAGAGGAUAUUAUGCAAGAUGGCCUUUCUAAGCAUACUCUAAGAGCAAGGCUACAAGCAAUUCGCCCUCAACAACCAAGAAUUGUGCCAAUGGGCAGUUUACUUUCCUCACUACAUGAUGGAAAUCCUGUUGUAACAAACAGUGCACGACGUUUAGAAGUUUUGCGUAACUGUGUCAACUGUAUUUUUGAAAACAAGAUUUCAGAUGCUAGAAAAACAUUUCCUGCUGUAUUAAGGGCUCUUAAAAACAAAACUGCUCGUUUAGCUUUGACUCAGGAACUAGCACAGCAUGUAACAGGCAACAAAGCCAUGUUAGAACAUCAACAGUUUGACCUAGUUGUACGUCUCUUGAACUGUGCUCUUCAGGAUGAUUCAAGUAUGGAUGAACAUGGAGUUGCAGCAUCAAUUCUUCCACUUUGCAUGGCAUUUUGUAGAAAAUUGUGCACUGGAGUGAUUCAGUUUGCAUUUACAUGUAUCCAAGACCACCCAGUCUGGGCCAACCAACAAUUCUGGGAGGCAGCCUUUUAUCAGGAUGUCCAACGGGACAUUAAGGCUUUGUAUCUGCCUCAGAAAAAUAAUACUUAUUCUCAAAAAGAGAAGUCAUUCUCUCAGUUUGGGCCUUAUGAAAACAAGGACUUUAAUUCUGUGUGGAAUCGAGAUGUGGGACGAUUGGUAUAUGAUAUGAUCAGCAGAAAGUCAACUUCUUUCAGACCUCCAGAACCCAGUGCUUUAGAAAUAGCUGCAGAACAGAUGAGACUGAGGACCAAUAUAACAAAGGAACAACAAGAAGAAAUGGUAUCUAAUGAAGAGUCAACCGUUUAUAGUCAGGCCAUUCAUUAUGCCAACAGAAUGGUGUCUUUACGCAUACCUUUAGACAUCAACAAGAAUACAAAAUCUUCUGUUGAUGCCGAGCAAGAAAGCAAUAGCAACAGCAACUUAACAAAUAGUCUACCAGAAACAGAUAGUUUGGAUGCAGAAAGUGGAUUUGAAGAAGAUACAUCCGAGUUGGGAACAAAUAUUAUAAGGUUUGUCUCAAGAUUUGUGGACAAAGUUUGCACAGAAAGUGGUGUUACCGAAGAGCAUAUCAAGUCACUGCAUCAAAUGAUUCCAGGAGUAGUGGCCAUGCAGAUAGAAACACUUGAAGCAGUUCACAGAGAAAGUAAACGACUGCCUCCCAUCAUGAAGCCUAAAAUUCUUGCACCAAGUCUUCUACAAGGAGAGGAGCUUGUUAUGGAAGGACUUCGUGUUUACCUCAUUCCUGAUGGACGAGAGGAUGGCACUGGAGGUAUUCUUGGUGGACCAUCUUUACUCCCUGCUGAAGGAGCAAUUUUUCUUACAAAUUAUCGUAUUGUUUUCAAGGGGACACCAUGUGAUCCUUUUGCAUCUGAGCAAGUGGUAGUAAGAUGCUUUCCAGUGGCAACUUUGACCAAAGAAAAAAGAUUGCAUGUGCAGUGUCUUGCUCAUGUAGACCAGUUUCUCCAAGAAGGACUACAGAUUCGUUCGAGCACAUUCCAGUUAAUUAAAGUAGCAUUUGAUGAGGAAGUCACAUCAGAUAACAUAGAAAUGUUGCGGAAGCUAAUACAUCGUGUGCAUGCACCACCAACUAUAUAUCGUCUUUUUGCAUUCAGUAGCAAUUUAACUAUGCCUCAAAUUCCACUACACAAACACAAAGAAAAGAAUGCAACACUCAAAGUUUUGGCCAAGAAGACAUUGCUGAGAACAGCGAUGAAAGCUGGUUUCAAGUCAAAACCUUCUUCCAGGAAGCACAAAUAUGUGAUCCAAGGUCAACCAAGCGUUCACACACUCCUAAGUCCUGGUAGAGGAACAAGUACUAACUUUGAUGGUGAAACUGGAGAUAAGCCAAUCUCUACGUUUGAUGAGGAAUUGUCAAUACUUGAUGAAGCAGAAUCCAGUCUGCAGACAUCAUAUGUUGACUCCAAGACUCUGGAGAAGAUCACUGAACGUACUUACUGUAGAGAUUAUCAAAGACUAGGCUUGGGGACUGUCAGUAGCUCUACCAUUAGAAACAAGAGUGAACUAUUCAGAGUAACUUCUGUCAAUAGUAACUACUCAGUUUGUAGAAGAUUUCCAGUAAUCACAUGGUGCCAUCCACAAAAAAAGGCUCUUCUUUUACGUGGCAGCAGUUUUCUUGGAAAAGGAGUUAUAGGCAUACUCAAAGGGCCACCUGCUUCAUCAGGCACAUCGAGUGAAACAUCUGCACACAUUGAACAAGAGAAAUUUAUUUCUACCAUUGUUGAUUGUACACCUAUUGCUCAAGGAAGUAGACUGGGAUUUAAUGAUUCCACACUCAGUAUCACUUCUUUAUUGCUGGGUUCCAGUGGUCUUGACAAUUUUCCAACAUUAACCCCUGAGUUAGCAAAACGUGGUAACCCUUUGCAGAAGGCAGUGAACACCUUGCGAUCAUCUGGUGGGAAAAGUGGAAGACAAUCACGAUGGGGCAGCCUUAAGGGAAUAAGACAAGGGUCCUUCACUAGUUUGGGUUCAGAGAUGGGUUACCGCACAACACACAUCUCUGAUUUCACAGAUGGACUGGAAGGAAGUAUCCACACAUUCCACAGAGUGGCACUGUAUGUCUUAGGAGAAAAAGCUCAGAUCAAGGGUAUAAAACCCGAGUCCUACCCCAAUUGUGACUUCGUUCCUGUUGACUUCACCGACGUACGUCAGAUCAAGACUAGUUUCAAGAAGUUGAUGCGUGCAUGUAUCCCAAGUGACCCUAUUACAGAUCCUGACCUAAAUUUCUUUAGAAGCAUAGAGAACUCAGAGUGGUUGAACCAACUCCAAAUCAUCCUGCAACUCUCUGGGGUGGUGGUAGAUUUGAUGGAUGUGCAGGGCUCAUCAGUGAUGAUUUGUCUAGAAGAUGGGUGGGAUUUCACUUCUCAGGUAUCAUCUAUUGCCCAGCUCUGUCUUGAUCCUUAUUACCGUACCUUUGAAGGAUUUCGCACCCUGAUUGAGAAGGAAUGGCUAGCAUUUGGUCAUCGUUUCAGUCAUAGAGGCAACCAUACUGCUGCUACUUUGGCCAGUGGAUUUACACCUGUAUUCUUGCAAUUUCUGGAUGUUGUUCAUCAGAUUCAUUUGCAAUUUCCAUUAUCUUUCGAAUUCAACCAAUACUUUCUGAAAUUUAUGGCCUACCAUUAUGCCUCGUGUCGCUUUCGCACAUUUCUUUUGGAUAGUGAGUGUGAGAGGGAAGAGGCAGGGUGGUUAACAGAUGAUCGAGGAUCUAAAUAUCGUGGUCUAGACAGUGGAUCAGAUGAUGAAACAGGGUUCUCUGGAAAGACAGGUACUCUUAACAGUACCUCAAGUGUUCUUGGUCUUUCACUGUGGGAAUAUAUAGACAAACUGUGGACAAAAUCUGCCAUGUUCUAUAACUUCUUUUACAUUCCUUUUCAAGAAGAUGGAGUCUUACGACCAUAUUCUAAUAUUUCCAACUUGGAGAUUUGGGAUUACUAUCUUAAAGAAGAGCUUUCACAUGGUCCACCAUAUGACCUAGAAGCAGUUGCCAUGGAGAAGCAAAGGGAAGAAGAAUCAGAAGCAGCUGACGGCAUUUCUCGAGAGACAUCUCGCAGAAUAGUCAAUACCUGUUAUGAUAACAUUCAAACUGUUCAACCAGAUGUGUUUGGUCAGUUAUUAGAGGUCAUCCCUCACCUUGAAACUGAGCUUGGACAUUUACCCCAGAAGUGGCUGGUGUUGUGGGAUAAGCUAGAGCUACCUAGUUUGGAUUCACAUACAAGACAAGUCUCUUUCACCACACAACUUAUUAAAUCCCAUGGGAGGUCCAUCCACAAAAGGUCAACAAUUGAAAUUUUGGUUAGAGGCAAGAUGAUUGGAGAGACUACUCAGCCUCAGGUUUACUCCCAUCCUCAUAGAUUUGAAAAGUACAAUUACACCACACCAACAUAUUGUGACUCUUGCUCCCAUGUACUUUGGGGUUUAGUAAGAACUGGUAUGCGAUGUAUGGACUGUGGUUACAACUGUCAUGAGAAGUGUAUGGAAUCGGUUCCCAAGAACUGUACGAAAUACAAGUCUGUCAGCGAUUCAGGAGCUGCAUCUGUUUCUCUGUCCAAGGGUGGAAGUGCUGAGAAUUCCUCAGUGGGAUCCAGUGUGACAACAGUACAAACCAGCAGUCAGUAUUACAACCAGUUUUCAUCUAAUGUUGCUGAAAAUAGAACCCAUGAAGGCUAUCUUUUUAAACGGGGAGCACUUUUGAAAGGUUGGAAACAGAGAUGGUUUGUGCUCGAUUCUAUCAAACAUCAACUACGUUACUAUGAUGUUAUGGAAGAGCCCCAUUGCAAAGGAUUCAUCGACAUGGAAGAUGUUGUUUCCGUAACAUCAGCUGCUCCACCACAGGGGGUGACAAAGAAAUGUGAUGAGAAAGCAUUCUUUGACUUGAGGACUGUAAGGAGAAUAUACAAUUUCAUGGCAGCUGAUGGUCCAGCAGCCCAAGAAUGGAUAGAGAAGAUACAGGCCUGUCUGCAGUAAAAAAAAA
This is a messenger RNA of Limulus polyphemus (Atlantic horseshoe crab), 6102 nucleotides long. RefSeq names its product myotubularin-related protein 13-like. Bases 90 to 6095 code for a protein of 2001 amino acids. The transcript is spliced from 40 exons. The record is from RefSeq and is a predicted model, not a curated record. NCBI's taxonomy places the organism in Eukaryota, Metazoa, Arthropoda, Merostomata, Xiphosura, Limulidae.